AGGAAUUCUGGGAAGUGUAUUUCCAGCUUUGCGCUUCCUCUCUGGAUGUCCAGGUUACCGGCUGCCUUCCCUGCACUGAGACACUCCCAGGCACGGGUCUGCCUGCCAGGACUCCCCAUAUCUCAGUCGGCAACCUACAUUUGCAGAAGUAAGAAGAAAAGAAUGACCACAUUUAAGGAGGCGGUGACCUUCCAGGAUGUGGCUGUGGUCUUCACGGAGGAGGAGCUGGGGCUGCUGGACGCUGCCCAGAGGAAGCUGUACCGGGACGUGAUGCUGGAGAACUUCCGGAACCUGGUCUCCGUGGGACACUGGAAUCAAAAUGAGAUAAAGAUUCUUCAGGAAGUUGAAUUAAGGGACCUUUUUCAUGAAGACUUUGUAUGCUGGCCAAUAUGGGAACAAAUUAUGACUAAGUUAACCAGAAAUCAAGACUUGAUAAUAAAUCUACAAGGCAAGAAAUCUGAUUUGCCAAUCCAAAGCGAUUCCUUCUGUCAGUUGUGGGCAACAGAAUCCACUCAGGUUUCUGAAGAUGAGAACUAUGCAAUAAAGGUUCAAGGGGAAGUUCAAAGUGACAAGCGUAUAAAAAAUCAAGAGUUUCCAAGUAAGACCACCUGGGAUUUCUGGAGAGAGGCACAGAAUUAUCAGAGUAGGUGUCAGCAGUUUGAUGGGAAGUGUAAACUGUGUAAGUGUGAUGGUUGUGAUAUUAAAAGGACCUCUCAUGAUCAUGAUGAUGAUCAGGAAGUACAGAAAGGUGAGAAGUCGUGUAGCCACAAUAAUUGUGGGAAAUGUUUCAUGAAGACUUCAUGUCGGCAUAAUGGAAUCCAUGUAGGAGAGCAAAAUUCUCAUGAGAAUGGACAAGGCUUCAGUUCUGGCCCCAAUCUUGAACUUCAUCAGCAGUUAUACCGUGGAGCAAAAUCUCAUAAGUGUAGCGAGUGGGGGGGUGGCAUCAGUUAUAGCUUGCUGCUUUGCACUCAUCAAAGUGUUUUCACAGAAGAGACAUUCAGUAGGAAUGGUGAGUGUGGUGAAGACUUCUGUCAAAGCUUACCUCUGCAAAUCCAUCAGAGAGUCAACACAGGAGAGAAACCCUAUAAAUGUGGUGUGUGUGGGAAAGGCUUCAGUCGGAGUUCACAUCUUAAAGUUCACCACCAAGUCCACACUAGAGAGAAACUCUACACAUGUGCUGUGUGUGAAAAGGGCUUCAGACUAAGUUCUCAGCUUCAUGUCCAUCAGCGAGUCCACACUGGAGAGAACCCAUACAAAUGUGAGGCAUAUGGCACAGGCUUCAUUCGUAGUUCACAUCUUCAAGAACAUCAACAAGUCCACACUGGAGACAAACCCUACAAAUGCUCUGUGUGUGGUAAGAGCUUCAGUCAGACCUCAAGUCUUCAAGCCCAUCAGCGAAUCCACACGGGAGAGAAACCCUACAAAUGCGCUGUGUGUGGUAAGAGCUUCAGUCAGAAAUCACAUCUGCAAGUUCAUCAGCGAGUCCACACGGGAGAGAAACCCUACAAAUGCGCUGUGUGUGGGAAAGGCUUCAUGUGGAGCUCGUAUCUUCAUGUUCAUGAGAGGAUCCACACAGAAGAGAAACCGUACAAAUGCGGGGUGUGUGGGAAGAGCUUCAGUCAGAGUUCACAUCUUCAGGCCCAUCGGCGAAUCCACACCGGAGAGAAGCCGUACCAAUGCGCCGUGUGUGGUAAGAGUUUCAGUCGGAGUUCGCAUCUUCAAGGCCAUCAGCGAUUCCACACAGGAGAGAAGCCCUACAGUUGUGCUGUGUGUGAGAAGAGCUUCAGUCAGACCUCAAGUCUUCAGUACCAUCAACGUGUCCACCGUGGUGAGAAACCCUACAAAUGUGCUGUGUGUGGUAAAGGCUUCAUGGUGACCUCAAGUCUUCAUGUUCAUCAGAGGACCCACACAGGAGAGAAACCCUACAAAUGUAGCGAGUGUGGGAAGAGCUUUAGUCAAACCUCAAGUCUCCAAACUCAUCAGCGAGUCCACACAGGAGAGAAACCCUACAAAUGUGCUGUGUGUGUAAAGAGCUUCAGUCGGAGUUCAUACCUUCAAUCCCAUCAGCGAGUCCACACUGGAGAGAAACACUACAAAUGUACUGUGGGUGGUAAGAACUUCAGCCAUACCUCAAGUCUUCAAGACCAUCAGCGAAUCCACACUGUUGAGAAUCCCUACAAAUGUUAAGAGUGUGGGAAAGGCUUCAUGUAUAGCCUGUAUUUUCAGAUUUAUCCGAGGAUCCACACAGGGGAGAAUCGCUAUAAAUGUCACCUGUGAGACAGUACUUCAGUCUCACUAAAUCUUGUCUUCAAGCUCGUCACUAAGUCCACACUCGAGCAAAGCCAUAAAUAUGUGAGACAUGUGUAAGGGCUUUUAUCAUAGUUCAUGUCUAAAAGAAUUCCAUUGAGUCCGUCCUGGACAGUAACCCUGCUAGUGUGCUGUGUGUGUGUGGUAAGAGCCUCAGUCAGACAUCACAUGUGCAGGUUCAUCAGCAAGUCCACACAGGAGAGAAGCCAUACAAAUGUGAGUCUUGUGGUAAGGGCUUUAAUCACUGUUCACAUCUUCAAGGACUUCGGCGAGUUUACACUGGAGAGAAACCCUACGCAUGUGCUGUGCAUGGGAAGGGCUUCAGUUGGAGUUCACUUCUUCAAGCCCAUUGGCGAGUCCCCAGUGGAGUCAAAACCUACUGAUGUGCCGUGUGUGGCAAGGACUUCAGUCAGACAUCACAUCUGCAAGUUCUUCAGUGAGGCCACACGGGAGAGAAACCCUGCAAGUGUGCUGGGUGUGGAAAAGGCUUCAUGUGGGGAUCUUACCUUCAUAUUCACCAGAGGAUCCACACAGGACAGAAGCCCUGUAAUUGUGGCGUGUACGAUAAGGGCGUCAGUCAUUCCUCAAGUCAGACAUCAAAUCUGCAAGUGUAUCAGAGAAUCCACACAAAACGGAAGCUAUAAAAAUGUGAGACACGUCAUAAAGGCUCUAAUCACAGUUCACGUCUUUAAGAACAUCAAUGAGUCUGCACAAAAGAGAAACCCUACAAAUGUGCUGGUUGUGGUAAGAGUUUCCAGUUAGACCGCAGUCUCCAAACUCAUCAGCAAGUCCAACUGCAGAGAAACACUACAAAGUUCUGUGUGUGCUGAGAGGUUCAAUCAGACUUCACUUCUGCAAGGUCAUCAGUGAGUUCACAGUGGAAGAAACCCCACAGACGUGCCGUGUGUGAGAAAGGUGCUGUGGGGAGAUCGUAUCUUCCUGUUCAUCAGAGGAUCCACACAGGACAGAGACCCUAUAAAUGUGACAUGUGUGGUAAGGACUUCAGGCAGAACUCAAGUCUUCACGCUCAUCAGGGACAAGAUAGAAGUUAUGCAAAUGUGAGAUAUGUUUCAUAAUUAGGUUUUCGUGUUUA
This is a messenger RNA of Pipistrellus kuhlii (Kuhl's pipistrelle), 3400 nucleotides long. RefSeq names its product zinc finger protein 234-like. Gene Ontology annotation, molecular function: DNA-binding transcription repressor activity, RNA polymerase II-specific. Bases 46 to 2187 code for a protein of 713 amino acids. The record is from RefSeq and is a predicted model, not a curated record. Gene Ontology annotation, biological process: negative regulation of transcription by RNA polymerase II. Lineage: Eukaryota; Metazoa; Chordata; Mammalia; Chiroptera; Vespertilionidae. The transcript has 4 exons.